Messenger RNA from Leopardus geoffroyi (Geoffroy's cat), 12314 nucleotides. RefSeq names its product interleukin 33 (gene IL33). Gene Ontology annotation, biological process: positive regulation of cytokine production; positive regulation of inflammatory response. Gene Ontology annotation, molecular function: cytokine activity. The record is from RefSeq and is a predicted model, not a curated record. The transcript is spliced from 9 exons. NCBI's taxonomy places the organism in Eukaryota, Metazoa, Chordata, Mammalia, Carnivora, Felidae. Bases 9548 to 10354 code for a protein of 268 amino acids.
GUUUGAAAGAUUUUUUAAAUAUUUCUUUCAACAUUUUAGUAGUUUUAGUAAGGAGGAUUGGUCAUAAUAACUAAUCCACCAUCAUGCUGAAAAGAGAAGUCUCUGGUUAGUUAACAUUAUAAUGAGCAAAUAUUAAAAAUUUAAACAUAUGAACAACAUUUAUAUUAGUAAAUUACUGAUUUGUCAAAUCCUUUUGGGGUUUCUAAGCAAUAUUUCUUUUUCAGACAAGGUUUCUACUCAUGAAAAAGUUUUGAAAAUUCCCUCUUCCAGCCUUAAAGUAUAAUGGUUUCUUCUCAUGAUGUUGCUAAAUCUCCUCACCAACAAGACCACCAAUGAUGGUAUAUGAAUUGGACUUUAGUCUCACUCUCCCUUUACAGGGUUAAAUAAUCCAGGUGUUAUGGAUUUAGGCCAUAUUCUCACUCCCUUAAUUUGUUUUCUUGUAGCAAAAUAUUCUUGACCAAGUAUACUUUAAGCAGAAACCAACUAUGGGUAAGGAGUUUCUGCUCUGGUGUGAGGGAUCGGGGGGAAGAUGUGAGAUCCAAAAGAAAUGCCUUUCUAGAGCCCCUCAUGAAUUCUGAAAACAUUUGCUUCAGGUUUUAGCCAAGGGACCUUGGGCAACUUACUUGACCCUUCUGUGCCCCAGUUUCAUCACCUGUAAAAUAGGGAAAAUAACAGUACACUUUUGACAAGAUUGCUAUGAUAAUUGAAUUAGUUAACUAUAUAAAGCAUGUAGUACAAUACUUAGCACAUAGUAAACACUAUACAAGGGUAAAUUUCUAAAAACACAGAACUUUUAACUCUGCAUACUCCUAUUGCAUUUUUUAUGCUCCACUAAAUUUUUACAAAAUUCAUAGUUUGUAUAUUAUUUGUCCAGCUUUACUUAAAUUUUUUUUAAGUAAACAAAAAAAGAUCUCAACUUUAAACCUCAGAAUUAACUAAAACCAAAGACGUAUUUGUUCCAUGUUGUUUCUUUCCCAUACAUUGCUUUCCUCUACACUUAAAAGCUUCCUGAAUCCAUAAAAAAAAAAAAGAAAAUAUAUACUACAGACUCUAUAGACUUCCUCUUUCCCUAUAAUUUUGCCCUAAGACACAAUGUACCCAAAUCAAUGGCUUAACUGGAUUUCAGAUCUGCCUUUGCCAGGACAUGACCCCAGGUUAGUUAAUUGCCCCCUUGUCUAACCCCAUUAUGCUAUUUGCUGUAAGGUAGUGGAAGGAGAAGAGGAGGGUACAGGGCUGAAGCAGAACUUGUGCAGUUUUCUGAGGCUGACAUCUUUUGGGUGGGUAAUGGCCUGGUGCAGCUGCUGGUAUUGAAGAAGCAGGCCCAGGGAAAGGAGAAGGAAGAGGCUGAAGUGGAAUCCUGUAUAGGAGCACAGGAAGGAGUCAAAGGGAUAGGAAGACACUGGCUUUCAUGCACCCUCUUCAUUUUUGAGAAGAGGAAACUAAGACCGAGAGAGCUGAAGAGCCCUGCAGAGAGGGAGCAAAUCUUGAAUGUAAGCUUAGGAAUGGAGGUCAUUCUUCUUCUGUUUCUUCAAAAAUUGUUAAAGAUUUGGUUCAACACGUAGCUAGAUCUCCAAAGUAUGUGAGACAUGGGGAGGGUCACUGGAGGGGCAUAAAAACAAUACAUUGAACUGAACAAUUCGAAAUGUUUGGCCACACUAAAACCACAGGGCCAUAGACCAAACAGAAAGUCAGCUUCUUUGAAUGCUUUAGAAAGAGCAUUGACCCAAGAACAAGAAGACCUGGGUUUCAUUAGACUGAGUCAUAUAAAACUGUCAUCUUUGUAGGUCAAAAUGUAGUAGUGCCAAUUCUAUCCUGUUCAACUCACAGUUCCAGCUCUACCACUCAGUAGAUGUUUGGGAUUUGGACAAGAUCUCCACAUCUCUUCAGUGGGUAAUACCUGCCUUACCUAUUUUUUCGGGUUUUUGCAAGGACAGAUCACACAUUUACUGAGUGCCUGCUAUCAAUAACUGCUUGGGAAACAAAGAUGACUAAGGUACAACCCUUAUUUCUAAGGAGCUAGUAUUCCAGCAGAGGAUAUAGGAAAACUAAUUUAGUUGGAUAUGAUAAGCAAGUAAGAAAAGGAAGCGAUAAAUUCUGUUUGAUUGUGGGUGGUUAGGGAAAUGAAGGCAUUUGAACUGGGCUCUAAGGGUUAAAUAGAAGCUUCCCAGGCAAAGAGGAAGAGGCAUCUCUAGGAAGAGGAACAGCUUGUACAAAGGCAUGGAGGUAUACAAGUGUGUGGUGAAUUGAAGAAUAGUAAGCAGUCCAAUGGGUAUAAAAUGUACAGUGUGUCUGUGUGGGAGUAGGGGGGUUACUGUUGUGUGAGGCUACAAAGGUUGAAGGGGUAGGUAGUGUCAGUGAAUAAAAAUGACUGGGUAAGAAUGCAUCCAGGAAUACUGUGGGAAAGCAUAGAAGUGCUUUACAAAUGCUAAGUAAAGAACAAAAGAAAGUUUUCCUAAAAUCUCAACAUCCCUCCCCUCCCGUCACAAGGAGUUCUGCUUGAAUCAUAUACUGAUUUGACAAAUUUCUUUGUAGUGUUUCCUCUCCUUGGGAGAAAUGUUCUCUCCUGGGUCCAGGUAAGAGGCGUGUAGAAACUUUCAGAGUGCCAGGGAGUCAGGGACAGGAAGUGAUUCAGUUUGAACAAGGACAAUGCUAUCUCAUUGUUCCCCAAAUUUCAACCUCCCCUUCUGCGACAUCACUUUUUCUGACCUCCCCCAAGAAAGAAGUGAAACCACUAUACCCAAGGGAACAGAGGAUAAUGUGAUCACCCUCCCAUCUCACCCUCUCCCUCCUGCUCCCCUGUGAAAUCUCCCAGAAUGAAAUCAUAUAGCAUUGUCAAACUUAAUCAUUCUCCCCAUUUCCUGUCCCUCCUACCAGCCAAGACAAGUUGUGGGGCACUGUCUUCUUCCAGUAAUUUUCUAGUACCCAACAAGAGUUUUGAUGACCCCUCUAUACCUUCAUAGAUCUUCUGCUCAUGCAAAAGUAUGUAAGCUUUACAAGGUGGUGAAUGGAAUUUAAAACCCCAAAAUUUAAUUUCACCUCAUUUUACCAACGGUUCCCAUGGAAUAAGAGAAAGAACCAGAUGGACUUAAGUUCAGAUCCUAGCUUUGCUACUUUCUAGCUAUGUGGUCUUUUGCAACACAAUCUCUUUGAGUCUCUAUUUCCUAAAUUUUAAAAUGGCACUCAAAUACCAGGGUCAUGGUAACAAUUAGAGAUAACAUAUGUAAAGCAUCUGGCCCACAGAAGAUGCCCAAGACACUGUAAGUGCCAUCACCAUUAUCAUCACCACCACCAUUAAGAGCUUGAACUAAUGCAGACUCCUUGCUGAUUUCAUUUCUUUCCUCUUCCUACCCUCCAUCUAUUCCUUAUAUGACAGCCAAAGCAGUCUUUAAAAAAUGAAAACCAAGUCACAUCCCAUAUUACUUAAAAACCCUUCAUUGGCUUUCCACUGAAUUUUGAAUAAAAUCCAAGCUCCUCCUUCUGGUCUCCAGGGCUUAGCCCUACCUGGCUUCUGUCCUCUUCUACUGCCAACACCAUUACAUUAUACUCUCCUCAUUGUCCACUGUGCUCCAACCAUACUAGCCCUCUCAUUUCCAAAUAUGACAAAUUCUGUAAGACCCUUUGACCCUGGGGUUUUCUCUGCCCAGAAAGUACUCUCUGUCCCCUCCCUUCCAUAUAUUCUUCACACCCUUGGAGUGCAACAUAAAUGCCACUUUCUGUGACCACACUACUUUAAUACUACUGUUUAUCUUCUUUACCAGCCUAGUUCUUAUUUAUCACUGUUUAUAAAUGAUUUAUUUGUGGGGUCAUGAUACCACCAUUCAUGAGUUCGAGCCCCACUGACAGUAUAGAGCCUGCUUGGAAUUCUAUAUCUCCUUCUAUCUACCCCUCCCCCGCUUGUGCACACACUCUCUUUUUCUCUCUCUUUCUCUCUCUCGGUCUCUCAAAAUAAAAAUAAACUUUAAAAAAUAAAAUAAAAUAAAUGAUUUAUUUGCAUGAUUAUUUGUUCAACAUCUAUUUCUCCAAAAGAGAGUGAACUGCAGGAGGCAGGAAAAACUUUGUUUUGUUCACUGCUAUACCUUAGCACCUAACGCAGCACUAGACAAGUGUUUGAGUUAUUACUGUUGUUAUGAUUACUCAGCAGCACUCUGUGGUAUAGUAUAGACAUGUACAAAUCCAACAUCAUUUGGGACUUUUCUUGGGAUAUUAGGAGGGCAGAAUUUCUUUACAAUGAUUACUAGGCAUGUUUCUUUUCUUUCUUUCUUUAAAAAAAUUAUUUAUUUUUGAGAGAAAGAGACAGAGUGAGAGCAGGGGAGGGGCAGAGAGAAUAGGAGACACAGAAUCCAAAGCAGGCUCCAGGCUCUGAGCUGUUAGCACAGAGCCUGAUGUGGGGCUCAAACUCAAGAACCAAGAGAUCAUGACCUGAGCCUAAGUUGGACACUUAACCCACUGAGCCACCCAGAUGUCCCAAGACUUUUUUUUUCCCCCAAAGCAUUUAGCUCCUUCUAGGGCAUCAAAUGUUGAACUUUAUAUUUUGUAUUCCAAAAUUUCCAUAAUUAACAUGUAUUUUUAAUAAAAAUUUCUUAUAAACUCUACAUGUUAAUGACAAGCCUCUUCACAAGAAAUCAAUCUAAUCAAAUGAAUUUAUUUUACAAGUAAAAUUCACAAUCAGGAAAGAAAAGCCAACAGCCAACUUAACAUUAUAAAGGGUAUUGGUAUUUUAAAAAAAGGAAAUUGCUUAUCAAAGGGCAUUGCCUGACAUAUGAGAGGUGGUUGGUAAUUCAAUAAAUGAUUUUCCAGUUGAUCAGAUGUAGAUAAGAAGACACAGUGAAAUGAAAAUUUUCAUGCAGUGUCCCAUGGGUUAAUGGGGUUGGAAUUCAUAGUCCUUGGCAAGUAAUGGGCACUUGAUAUUUGUUGAAUGUGUAACUUUCUGGAAGACUUUGCCAGGCAAAGAGACAAACAUAACACUGCAGUUUGGGAAAUGACUACACUUCAUACAUUUUUGUUGUUGCUCAGAUGUGAAUCACCAACUAAUGAAUUUCCAUGCAAGAUAUUAUUUCUUGAUAGAUUAAAAUCUUCUUUCAUGUUGUUUGGGUUUUUUUUUUCUUUCAUAAUUUAAAUGUGUGUCAUUUCCUCUGGAAUGUCAUCUCCCUCCUUUUUUUCCUUAAAAAGGUCCUUCUAUUUUCCUUUAUUAACUAAAAUGCAGCUUCCCUUGGUGACACCACUAUUCUCAAAACCCACACCCUUUCUUUGUGUGCCCAUCUCCCAGGGACAAUAGAGAAGUGACACAUUUCUUAUUUUUUACUGCUCUUGCUAACCCUCACCAUGGGUCCAACUACCUAACUACUUAUGUUAAUUCCUUUCCAUUCAGGUUGAUAGAGACCCUAAUGUCCUUUUCUGUUUGAUGGGGCUUCUAUUGAGGUCACCUUUGGUGACUCCAGUGCCUGUUUUGAUGAGUCUUUAAUAUUCUUCUACAGUUCACCUGCAAAAGCUAAUCUUGACUACCAUUAUCAUCAGAACUUUGCAAUCUCCAAGAUAGAGAACAUUCCUCGGAAUUCCCCCAAAUUCCUCAGUUUACAAACAACCUCCAGUCUUUCUACUUCUCCCACUCCAAUUUUUAAAUUCUUUGUAAAAUCACUUUUUAAAUUGUGGUAAACUUUACCAUUUUAACCAUUCUAUGUAUACAGUGCAGUAGCAUGAAGUACAUUCAUAUUGCUGAGUAACCAUUACCACAAUCCAUCUCCAAAACAUUUUUCAUCUUCUAAAACUGAAACUCGAUAUCCAUGAACAGUGGUUCCCCAUUUCUUAGUAAAUUCUUUUUUACAUUCUCUAAGGAACUGUUUCAGACUUUUCCUACUCAUCCUCAGAAAUUAAAACACAUACUUAUUUCUCUUAAUUUCUGUAACUCUCCUCACAACUUACUUUCUGAAGAUUCAAGCCAUUUUUACAAGACCGUCAAGUUCUUGUCCCUUAAAACUUUACAUCUCUACCAUUCUUUUGCUUUUCCUCCUCUACUACAGAAAGAAGAAUGCCUCCUCCUUUUCAAAGCCAACCCCUCCACUAUUGCUCCCUCCUUUCACUCUGUUUCUUCUGGGACUUUAUUAUAUCAGUUUUCUCCUUUUCAUUUCUCUCUUUCAUUUUCAUUUUCUCUUUGCAUUGUAACAUGCCCAAGAGUCCCAUAUUCCAAUAAAAAACAUCAAUAAUAAUAAUAACAAGUAUUAAGUUCCCACUAUGUGCCAGGUACUGUCCCAACUACUUAAAAUAUACCUUCUCAUAUAAUUCUCACAAUGACCCACUGAGUUCAAAUUAUUAUGAAGAAAAUUAUUAUGAUGAAGAAAUUGAGAGUUUAGAAAUAUUGAGCAACUUGCCCAAGAUUGUCUAACUAGUAAGCAGUAUUUUCUCUUCUCCAUGCUACUCUGGCAAGAUUCCAUUGUCUCUUUGUUUCCCUUUCAUUACUGUAUUUCUUGAAAAAGUCUCAGUUCCUCCUCUACACUAUGCAAUCCACUGCAGUUUCUUGGAGAGUCCCACGCUUAAUGGUCUCUCUAAAAGGUCUCUAAUCCCCAGCUGGGUCACUGUAGUGCUCAUCACCAAAUGUUGCUUUUUGAGAUGGUCUUCUCUCUUAGUCUUCAUAAUAUAUGACCUCUUUUUUUCUGGUUCUCUUCCUAGUCUUUUCUAACUCCUUAUCUUCUCUUACUCUUUAAAUGUAAGAUUUCCUAUAGUUCCAUCUAGACAUAGCCUGCUUCCUGUUCCACAUUCAGCUGAGACAUUCUCAUUUGCUCCUACAUCAUCAACUCUCAUGCUGUAACGAACAAAUCCACACAGCUAAUUCUGGCCUCCCCUACCCACCCACAACCUAAUUCCAGCUCAGUGCUGAAAUUUCCAUGUAAGUGCUCCUCAAGUAUCUCAAACUCCAUCUGCCCCACAUUAUAGUCAUUACCUGUGCUUGACAAUGGACUCCCCACUUGAGUUUCCUACCAUGAACCACGGGCACCCCCUUCAAUUCCCUUUGCCUCCCCGCUACCCCAGUCCAGAGCUGAUACAAACACAUCCAAAAAGAGCUAUGGAGGCUCUGUAGUGGACACAACCCUGAACUGAGAGUGAAACUUGGGUUUUAAUCCUGACUCAGUCACUAAGAAGCUAAGUGACUUAGUGGAGCUAGAACAGGGAUCUCUGGGGCCUUUUAUCACUCUAAUAUUUAAGGACGUAUGACCUUCAUCCCCUCCUUACUGGCCUCACUAACAUUGCCCUGACCCUGCCCUCACUGCUUUUUGCCUGGGCUAUUUUAAUUGGCCUCCUGACUGACCUUGUUUCCUGUCUUUUCUUCUUUCAUUCCUCCAGACACAACCAUAAAAUUACAGUUUUUAUAAUAUAAUCAUAAAACACAGUUUUUAUAACACUUCUCACUUAUUUAAAAAAAACUUUUAGAAGAUUCCUGUUGGCUAUGGGAUAAAAUUCAAACUCCUUAUUUCUGCAUUCAUAGCCUUUUGCAUGUUAGUUCCAACAUAACACAUGAAACAUCACUUUGUCUAAAUUGGAUUACAUGUGAGGUUGGAGAUAAGCACUGUAGGAAAAAAAAUACCUUAUUUUUCAUAGUAAAAGUAAUAGUGUAUCAAAGAUUUAGGUGUUAAGUAGUAAACGAUAUAAUUUUAGGAAAUGGUAUAAUAAAUUUAUUUAUAAGUUUAGAAGACGGGAAGUAUUUUGAAGCAGGAUGCAAAAUCCAGGAAUUCUAAAACAGUGAUUAAAUUUGACCACAUAAGAUUUGAAAAUUUAUGUACAGCAAAAAAUGGAAAAAAUUUCAACUCACACAGAGAUAAGGCUUUCAUUUCUUAUUUUACAAAGGAUUCAUAUAAAUCAAUAAUUGACAGAAAUUGAGGACAAAUAGAUUUUUAAAUAUUUAUUUUUGAGAGAGAGAGAGAGAGAAAGAGAGAGAGAGUACACAUGGGUGUGAGUGGGGGAGGAGCAGAGUGAGAGGCAGACAGAGGAUCUAAAGUGGGCUCUGUGCUGACAGCGGACUCAGACUCACAGGGUUCAAAUUCACUCACCAUGAGAUCAUGACCUGAGUUAAAGUCUAUGCUUAAAUGACUGAGCCACCCAGGCACCCCAAUAACAAAUACAUUUUGUUAAGUUGCUUAAUUUCACUAAAUAAAAUUCAAAACCAUGAAAUAUUUUCCUUUCUUUAGACAAGCAAAUAUUUUUUUAAGUUUUUAUUUAAAAUCCAGUUAGUUAACAUGCAGUGUAAUAUUAGUUUCAGGUGUACAAUAUAGUGAUUCAACACUUCCAUAUAGCACUGGAAAUGAUCUCAAGUGCACUCCUUAAUCCCUAUCACAUAUUUCACCCAUUCCCUCUCCCACCUCCCCUCUGGUAACCAUCGGUUUGUUUUCUAUAGUUAAGGGUCUAUUUCUUGGUUUGCCUCUCUCUCUUUUUUUCCCCUUUGCUCGUUUGUUUUGUUUCUUAAAUUCCACUAGAAAGGCAAAUAUCUUACAGGUGAUGACACCAUUGCUGCUAAGACAAUGAUGAAAAGGCAUUUACUUGGAUUGUUGAAAAAAUUUGGAAUUCAAUGGGAAAAUAUCUAUCAACAUGUAAGAUGCAAGAACCCUUUGAUUCAGCAAUCCCAGUACGAGGAAUUUGUGCUACCAAUGAACGUACAAAGGUUUACCAAGAAUCACAACACACACACACACACACAAACACACACACACAGAUGUCAGCUGCAACAUUGGUGAUAUUAGAAAAGAAGAAAAGAAAGGGGAAAAAAUAGAAACAACCAAAGUGUUAAUAAAAGAUUGGUUAUGGGAUAUUUAUAUAAUUGAAUGCUAAUUAUAAUACUUCCUGUAAAAGAAUAUUUCUGACAUGUAUUCAUGAUAUAGUAUUAUUGAAAAAUCAAAAAAGCAGCUUAUAAAAUAAAAUUUGUGGAAGAUUCUAUUUUUCUGUAAGAUUCUAUUUUUAUGAAAAAAUAGAUAUGCAUAGUAUUUCUACAUUGGAAAAAGAAUGUCAAGAAAUACAGCAUAUACGCUUUCCUAUCAUUUACCUAUCUUCUGAGAGCAUGUACAUCAUUUUUAUAAUCAGAAAAAAAAUUACCUAAAGUUUUCAACUUCCCAAAAGAAAAGAGAAAGGCAAUGAAACAAUCUGUGCCCGUGUAUGAUCUACAUUGAGCAAUAAACAGUACCUAGAGUCCAUGUCUUAGAGGUUUCAUAAAAAUUAAUGAUUAACUGAGUAUAACUCAUUGAAAUUGCUGCAGUUAAAAUAAUCUAAAAGUUGUGUUUAGGAUUUGGCUGUGGGAAUAAAAUAUACUCCCACUCAUUCUAACCCAUUCAACUAGCACUAUUUACACUGCCUCAUUCAUCAAAAGCUGUCACCCAAUGUUGCUUAAUCCAAGUGUGUAUAUAUAAGUGGAGUUGAAAUAUAACUGCAUCAACUACUACCAAAUGUUGAUGACAAGAAACUUCAUCAUUUGAGAGCAGCCCUUCACGUUUAUAACUAAGUAUAGAAAAAACUGUUUCAGAAUUCCAAAAUCAGUAAUACCACCAACAAAAAGCCCAAAGCCUGAAAAAUGAAGACUAAAAUGGAGUAUUCAACCACCAAAAUCUCCCCAGCAAAGAUGAACAGCUCAGCAGGCAAGGCUUUGGUAAAAUCUCCCAAGUUGGGAAAAUCCCAGCAGAAGGCUGAAGAAGUUUGCCAAAUGUACUUUAUGCAGCUACGUUCUGGCCUUAUAAAAAAGACAGCCUGUUAUUUUAAGAAAGAAACCACCAAAAGACAUUCAACAAGAAGAGCUGGAAAGUAUAAAGAACAUCUAGUAUUCACUGCCCGUCAUCAGCAGCUGGAACGGCCUGUGGAGGGCUUAGCCUUUGGUGUGCCUAUGGUCCAGAAAUGCUUUGGAAGAACUGAUGUUCCAAGUAUCCAAGAAUAUUCUGCUUCCCUGAGCACAUACAAUGAUCAAUCUAUUACUUUCGUUUUUGAGGAUGGAAGUUAUGAGAUCUAUGUAGAAGACUUGGGAAAAGACCAAGAGAAAGAUAAGGUGUUAUUCCGUUAUUAUGAUUUCCAACCUCCCUCACGUGAAACAGGUGAUGCUGAUGAUGGCCAUACGUUAUUGGUAAAUCUGAGUCCUACAAAAGACAAAGACGUCCUGCUGCAUGCCAAUAACAAAGAACACUCUGUGGAGCUACAAAAAUGUGAAAAACCAUUGCCAGACCAGGCCUUCUUCCGCCUUCAUAGGAAGUCUUCCAAAUGUGUUUCAUUUGAAUGUAAGAAUGACCCUGGAGUGUUUAUAGGAGUAAAGGAUAACCACCUUGCUCUAAUUAAAGUAGAGGAUCAAACUGAGUAUUUUAGUACAGAGAAUAUCAUAUUUAAACUCUCUUAAACUUAAUGUUAUGGAAAGCUGUGGAUCUUGUGUUGGAUAACUCAAAUAGCUACCACUGGAGAAAUGAUCGAGAAAUAAAGAAAGAGGUAACAUUCAAGGGAAAUGGAGGGUACUUAGUAUGCUAUGGAAUGUUUUUCUCAUUAUGUGUAAAUACUUUUUUAUGGUCUUUCAUUUCUGCAUUUUAUUUCCUUCUGUAUCAUUACAUAUUCAAUAGGGUAUUGCUAAAGAAACCUCAGAAGAGGUACAACCUGAAAUUUAAUUUUUUCUACUUUCAGUACAGAAAGAACUUCAUAUUUAGAGCUGAGACCUCUGGGGAGAAGCAAGGGCCUUAAUCCAAGUCUCAUUUUAGACAGGGAUCCAUUUUAAAGAGCUACAUAAAGACAUAAUUUUCCCUGGUUCCAAACAAUGAGUUCAAACACUAAAGCUAUUGGUGAAAAGACAACCAAAUCUAUUUGGACUGACCAUUUCACAACUGGAAUAAAACACCAAAUUUGUUUGAAGAUGCCCAAAACUUCAGAUACCUACCUACAUAGGUAGGCAGAUAAUAUAAAUAUAUGAAAUGACAAAGACAGUCAAAACAUUAAGAAAAAUAAAUCCAGUAUUUGUAAAGUAAAUAAUUUUACCUCUAAUUGUUUGUAAACUGCUGAUUUUUUAUAGACUUAGUUAAGUUUAAGCAAAACAUUAUUAUAUUAGGAAAUGAAAUAAAUUUUAGUUCAGACAUAUAAUUGAAAUCAUUAGGAAUAUCCAACAAAUUAAAACUUUUUUUAAAAGCACUGAGACACAACUUAUUUUAGGACAUCCAAGUACCAUGGGAUCCAAGUACCACAGUGAAUUCAGAAAUCCUUUAAUCUACUAGAGCCUAGAUAGGACACAGGAUUAACAUCACAAUUUCAAUACCUGACUCUUCCUGAUGUUUGUAGUAUACUAUGUCCUUCUGACCCUAUUCUCCAGGGAUCUAUGACUUUUGAUAUACAUAUCACCCUGGACAAAAUUUCUUCUAAUACUUUCUUCCCAUGUAUACAAACGUUUUUCUUGUCCAGCUUUCCGAUUACCCUACUUAUUAUGGCAUAUUUGUUUGACUUUUAUUAUUUCUUUAUUCUUUUGACCAAUUGUGUUCUUGAUAUACCUUUUGUGACUCCUGAACUUCAUUACAAAUCACCUGAUAUCUGGAUGCCAUCUUUAUUUUACUUCAUCUAUCUGAUGUUAUAGAAUUUCAUAUAAGCCUAUUAAAGAGCAAUAUUUUUUUAUUAAACAUCUUUGCAUUUUACAUUACUAAGGUAAUAAAAUUCAUACUCAACCAUAUAAUAAGAUUUUUCAACUACUAAAGGAAUAGUUUUGCUUAUUUUAAGGGCUUAAUUCUACUAUAAUUUUUCCUAGGCUUAACACUGACAAUAAAUGAUAAAACUAAUGACAAUACUUAUAAAAUGCAACUUUUUCUGAAAGUGUAGGCUUUUUAAUUUUUAAUUGUUGAGAUCUAUUAGAUUAUAAUGCUGGUGGAACAUAAGAUUAAAAAGGCUGAGAAUUACUGUGUGAGGGUAAGCAAUUAUAAACAAUAAUAAAUCUUUCAUUACAUUGCCAAUUUUAUUAUUUUUUUUUUGUAUAUUGUUUCAAGUUUCUUUUUUUUUCAAUGUAUGAAGUUUAUUGUCAAAUUGGUUUCCAUACAACACCCAGUGCUCAUCCCAAAAGAUGCCCUCCUCAAUACCCAUCACCCACCCUCCCCUCCCUCCCACCCCCCAUCAACCCUCAGUUUGUUCUCAGUUUUUAAGAGUCUCUUAUGCUUUCAUUGCCAAUUUUAUUAUGGAGACAAAAAUAAACGCAGAAUCUAUAUCAUCCGCUCUGAAAAACACUAAAUGUUAAUCAUAUGCAUCUCUAUGAUAUACUUAAAAUUAUUGUUUUUAAGUAACCAGAUAUAUCUAUUACAUUGUUUAAGUUCUUGAAUAAAUUGUAUUUUUCAAAAGUC